Messenger RNA from Apus apus (common swift), 3617 nucleotides. It is a transcript of the gene TAAR1, whose product is annotated as trace amine associated receptor 1. Gene Ontology annotation, molecular function: trace-amine receptor activity. Gene Ontology annotation, cellular component: membrane. Gene Ontology annotation, biological process: G protein-coupled receptor signaling pathway. The transcript has 2 exons. The record is from RefSeq and is a predicted model, not a curated record. The coding region runs from base 187 to 1188 and encodes 333 amino acids. Lineage: Eukaryota; Metazoa; Chordata; Aves; Apodiformes; Apodidae.
CAGGUUUCAAACAUAGGAAUGGAAAAUUAAGAAGAUAAUUUUUUGUAAUGCUGUGUCUGUUUUCCAGAGGACUGCAUAAAUGCUCUCCCCAUACAGAAGAGAAAAAAACAGUUAUAAAUACAUCUCAGCAUUAGAAAAAACAGUAUCUGUGCUGCGUAUCUAUGCGGAUUUGACACCUCAGUAAGGAUGCAGCUGUGCUGUGACUCCGUAAACAGCUCUUGCGUAAGGAACAGCUGGUCAAACAGUAUCCGUGUGUCCAUGUAUAUCUUCAUGGCUUGCAUUAUUCUGGCCACAGUGGUUGGUAACUUGACAGUUAUCGUCUCAAUAUCACAUUUCAAGCAGCUCCAUACACCUACCAAUUUCCUGAUACUUUCUAUGGCUACAGUAGACUUUUUGCUGGGAUUCCUCAUCAUGCCUUGCAGCAUGGUGCGCUCUGUUGAGAACUGCUGGUACUUUGGGGAGCUGUUCUGCAAGAUCCACACGAGCACGGACAUUAUGUUGAGCACUGCUUCCAUCUUCCAUCUUUCCUUCAUAUCCAUCGACCGUUACUUUGCUGUGUGUGACCCCCUAAGAUACCGAUCAAAGAUAAAUAAUGGUGUUAUCCUGGUCAUGAUAUUUGUAAGUUGGAUGAUCCCUGCUGCUUUUGCUUUUGGGAUGAUCUUUCUAGACCUAAACUUGCGAGGGGCAGAAGAGAUUUAUAAUCGUGUACGUUGUGCAGGAGGAUGCUUUGUCAUGUUUAGUGAAACUUCAGGUGUUGUGGCCUCCACAGUGUCUUUUUACAUCCCUGGAUUUGUUAUGUUGUACAUCUAUAGGAAAAUAUACUGUAUAGCCAAGAGGCAGGCAAGAUCCAUUGAUGCAAUUAGCCAAAAAAAGAUGCAAUUUGAAAUGAAGCAACAUAUUUCAUUCUGCAGAGAAAGGAAAGCUGCCAAGACAUUAGGCAUAAUAAUAGGAGUGUUUCUCAUUUGCUGGAGUCCAUUCUUCUUCUUCACAGCAACCAAUCCAUUUAUGAAUUAUGUCAUACCUCCUAUUAUCAUUGAUGCUUUGGUCUGGUUUGGUUAUUUAAAUUCUACAUUUAACCCAAUUGUUUAUGCAUUUUUUUACAUGUGGUUUCGCAGGGCAUUAAAAAUUAUUCUGUUUGGAAAAGUUUUUCAACAGGACUCUUCCAGGAUUCAUUUGUUUUUAGAGUAACAUGCUCUAAUUUUGUUGGAUUCAUGGUAUUGAAUUUCCGCCUGGAGGUGGAACUUCCAGAUGUGAGAUCUGAAAAAGAAGGAAACACCUAUUUGUUCACUCAUUGACUAAAUCUGGUAAGAUUUUAGAUAAGCGACUAUUGUGCUUUCCAUCUUCUUUCAUUCCAGACUGGGAUUUGCAUGUGGUUUUGUAGUUAUAACUGUUUAUAUGCAAUGCACAGGAAAGUAAGACUGAAGUUUGAAAAAACUUCCAGCAGUUUAUAUCUCUGCUCUUAAACAUUAAGAAAUUACUCCAAUACAGCAGAUUAAUUUCUGGAACAUAGAAUCAUCAAUGUUGGAAAAGACCUUCAAGAAAAUCAAGUCCAACCAUCCACCCUACAAUGCUCAACCACUAAACCAUCUUACGCAACACCAUGUCUACGCCUUUUUUGAACAUCCCCAUUGCCUCCCUGGGCAGCCAGUUCCAAGGUUUUACCACUCUCUCUGUGAAUAAUUUUUUUCUAAUAUCCAGCCUGACUCUCCCCUGGCACAGCUCGACCCCCUUUCCUCUUGUCCUGUUGCUGGUCACCAGGGAGAAGAGGCCGACACACGCCUCACUACAGCCUCCUUUCAGGUAGUUGUAGAUGUCUUUAUAUUUGUGUUGAUUUAUUACCCUCUAGAAAGCAGAAAAGCCUUUCUGUUUGAAUGUCUAGACAUCUUUGGGUAAUAAACCCAAAGCUUUUAAGUUUUGUUCCUUCCUUUCAAGAUAUUUACAGAGGUCCAUAAACAGGUCCAUAAACAGCCAAAACAGGAUACUCCAUGGAGGGAAGAUGGGACAGUGCUGCUCCUUCUGUCUCCAUUUCAACUAGUGCUUGUCUCAUGUGAGUUUGUCACUUAAGGCUUUGCUGCUUAAUGAGAUCAAAAGCAUGAUUAAAUACAAGGAAAAAUAUUGUGUACAAAAUGAAAAGCAAUAGUGAAAAGCAAUAUUGAACCUGACAAUGCCAGAAAAUGAUGAAUGAAGGAUUUGAUGCAAUUCACUAAUUUGUAUCUUACAGAACUUUUUUUUAGCUUGGACAUACUCUUGUUUUGUCUGAUCAUAGAAUCAUAGAACUAUUCAGGCUGGAAAAGACCCUUGGGAUCACCAAGUCCAACCAUCAUCCCUACGCUAAAAAGUUUUCUCCUAAACCCUAAACCAUAUCUACCAACACCACAUCCAAACGACCCUUAAACACAUCCAGGGAUGGUGACUCCACCACCUCCCUGGGCAGCCUAUUCCAGUGUCUAACCACUCUUUCUGUGAAAAAAAAUGUUCCUAAUGUCCAGUCUAAACCUCCCCUGUUGCAGCUUGAAGCCAUUCCUUCUUGUUCUAUCAAUAAUUACCUGUGGGAAGAGACCAGCACCAACCUCUCUACAAUGACCUUUCAGGUAGUUGUAGAGACUGAUGAGGUCUCCCCUCAGCCUCUUCUUUCUCAAACUAAACAUUCCCAGCUCCUUCAAGCAUUCUUCAUAAGAUUUUUUUUCUCUAGGCCCUUCACCAGCUUUGUUGCCUUUCUCUGUACUCGCUCCAGCACUUCAAUAUCUCUCUUGAAUUGAGGUGCCCAAAAUUGGACACAAUACUCCAGGUGUGGCCUCAAUACUCCAGGUGUGGCCUGGUGCUGUGAUUUGUUUGAUGCAAUGCUGUCACAGCUGGUAUAGAAAUUUGUUAUAGAAAUGCUAUGGUUGGCCUGAAUGGAGGGUGCAUGGGGCAGGGUGUCUGUGGAAGCACCAGGAGAAGUAACACAAGAAGGGUUAUAAGAAUGGCCUGGGGUGACAGUGCUUGGCUGAGCAGGCUGUCGAGGUUACAUCUGUGUGCAGCUUUUCAGGAUAUCCAGAUUGGGACAUGAAGGACGGGCAAGUAAGUAAAAAACUAGCACAUGGUCACCAGCAGAAGACACAUAGGCUGUCAUUUUUUAAUCUAUAACCUGGCUUUCUAGAAUUGACAUAUCACCAAAUGGAAGGAAAUGUUACAUCUGAUCCUGUGACAUCUGGUUUGACUGCGGACUAGUCCUGGGAGCAUACAGAAAAGGAUUAGUAUGUGAAAAGAGACUAUGGAGAGAAACUGUUGACUGUACUGAAGCAAGAGCUAUGCUCUACCCUAAGAUGUCCUUCAUUCACAUUGCUGCAUUAAGUCCACAUCAUGUGUGUAUCUUGUCUUUCUUCUCUGUGCUCAGUAGAGCACUGAUGAACUCUACGUUGAAGAGCAUAAAAUUUGAAUGAUGCUACAUUUCCACAGAGCAACAUCAGGAUCUGAGACUGUCUCUUUUACUGUUUCAUUUUCAUCUUGUAAUUUUGCAUUCUCCAAAAUGACAUAAAAAGGAACAAGAAAUCUAUACUACAUGGGUAUAAUCCUUGUUAGUGACAUUAUGAGUACUUUAAUACUUUCUCUCACUGAAAUAAAGUAAGUUAAACAAA